AUGGCUUUGAGUGUAUUCGGAGGUACGGCCUGGCGGUGGAACGAAAAACGACAACAAUUCUACUACGGAGGAUUCUCGCCGGGGCAACCAGAAUUGAACUUGCGAGACCCAAACGUUCUAGACGCCCUGAAGGACGUUAUCCGGUUCUGGUUAGAUUUUGGAGUCGACGGAUUCCGAGUGGAUGCCGUCCCGUUUUUUUAUGAGGACGAACAGCUCCGAGACAACCCGUGGGUCUCUCCGAGUAAGGAGAAUUCGACGGAUUUCAACGAUCAGAAUCGCAUCCACAACUUCAAACAUCCAGAUAAUCAUCAGCUUAUCCAUCAAUGGCGCUUGCUCAUGGACGAGUAUAGUGCGAGAGAUAACAAGCAAAGGUUGAUGACGAUAGAGGCGUACGAGUCGCCUGAGGAACUUCAACAAUACUUCGGGAAUGCGACUUAUAAAAUGUCCCACUUUCCUCUUUACUUUGGACUGGUCACCAUAAAUUCUACGUCUGACGUCACAUUUUUGGAUGAAAUCAUUCAUGAUUUCAUUGACAAGAUGCCACCGCAUGGUAUCCCGAGUUGGGUGGCAAGCAACCACGACAAUUCGCGUCUUGCGAGUAGGGUGGAUUCGGAGUUCGCAGAGGCUAUGCUCAUGGUUCAGUUACUGCUGCCCGGGGUAGGCGGAAUCUACUACGGAGAGGAGAUCCGCAUGCGGGAUAUCUACGUUCGCCCCGAUCAAAAGAAAGAUUUAACUUUUACAAACCAUCCUGCAUGGGGCCACCUCACCCGUGACCUAUGCAGAGGGCCCAUGCAGUGGGAUCAGUCCAUCAAUGCAGGAUUUUCAACGAGUAAAACGCCAUGGCUGCCUGUAAAUGCGGAUUAUUGGCGAAACAACGUAGCAAACCAACUUGCGGACCCUAGGAGCACGCUGAACACUGUCAAACGACUUUUGAGAUUGAAAAAGUCACCUGUAAUCGAAUCUGGCAAGUUGAAAACGUGCAAAGUGUCAAAAUGGCUGUACAUGUUUACUAGGGAUUUAGAAGGCGAGCCACCGGUUGUAGUGAUUAUUAACCUUGGAACUGAGGUGGAACCCAUGUGCCUGAAUGAAUGCAAUCAUUCUUUACACGGGAUAAUGGAAGUUCACACGGCCAGUCCAAAUUCCGGUUUCAGCAUUGGAGAUCCGGUUGAAAUUCUGAGCGGCAAUUUAUCACAAUGCUCUGCCCUCCGUCCAAAAGCAGGGGUUGUUUUGACUUCGCCUGGCGCUUUUUCCGCCGGCCACGAGACACGCGCAGCACCUUCCCUGUUGAUUCCAUUAAUAUCGUUAUCGUGCAUAGUCAGUCUUAGUUAUAUAUUCAAAGUGCAAUGAAGUUGAUUGACGUCUAUUCUGCCGUCUUUAGGAAAAACGCCGUGUGAACAUUCGAGAGCUGCCAAAUUUCCCCUCUUAAAUAUCAAUUUUUGAGACAAAUAAUGGAUAUUUCUGCUUGAAAUUCUCUGAUACUUUACGGGAAUAUUGCGAAGAAAAUUCACUGGAAAAUUGGACUGAAAAUGUUUACAAAUCUCUUGAAAAUUCGUAUUUUACCAAAAAAAAAUUGGCAACGCACGAAG
Bemisia tabaci is the source of this 1586-nucleotide messenger RNA. NCBI's taxonomy places the organism in Eukaryota, Metazoa, Arthropoda, Insecta, Hemiptera, Aleyrodidae. The record is from RefSeq and is a predicted model, not a curated record.